This is a messenger RNA of Raphanus sativus (radish), 1191 nucleotides long. RefSeq lists its product as uncharacterized. The record is from RefSeq and is a predicted model, not a curated record. NCBI's taxonomy places the organism in Eukaryota, Viridiplantae, Streptophyta, Magnoliopsida, Brassicales, Brassicaceae. The transcript is spliced from 3 exons. The coding region runs from base 1 to 1191 and encodes 396 amino acids.
AUGACAGCCUCAGACUUCGACAAAGCUUUGUUGGAGAUGACGCUGGAGGAGGAUGAAGAACCAUAUGUGCUACCCGAUAAACCGGAGGUUAAGGGAGUGGCUCUCUCCAAAGAUCGAUUUCAGUUCAUCUUCAAGUCCGAGCGUGAUUUGAAUCAUGUGCUGAACAGAGGACCGCAAACCAGCAACUCGUGGUCGAUUGUUUUGGACAGAUGGGUCGCGAAACCGCUGAAAGAUUACCUCAAGUAUCUGUUCGUCUGGGUCCAAAUGAGAAACUUACUGAAAAGUGAAAAAAUAACAAUUCCUAGAGGGGAAGAGGUCAUCAUCAGAUAUGACUAUGAACGGUUGCAGAAGAGAUGUUACACUUGUCAACGAAUGAGUCACGAACAAUCCAUGUGCCCCAUUGAGAGAGCAAGGAAGUUGAAAGUUUACGGUAAAGCUCCUGAAGUUAACCAAAGCGUCAAGGCUCAGGUUAUACCAAUGAUGGAGGUUGAUGAUCCACUGUUUGGAUUAUUUCCGACCAAGUUUAUGGGGAAGGAUCCUUUGCCAGGAAAGGAAAAAAUAGCUGAGGAAGUGUUGGAAGAUAUGAGACUACACAUUAUUGCAGCUUCUGGCCAGGAUAAGCUUGCACUGGAAGAAAGAGUGAAGAAGUCUCUUAAAGACUUGGAAGAUGACUCGAUGAUGAGGCAGAAAACUCUUUUGAGAUUAGAGGCUCCUCCAAUUAUUUCAAAGGAUCUAGAUAAAAGAAAAGGAUUAGUCUUCGACUUUAAGGCUAAGGAGGAUAAACACUUAAUGGGAGAAAAGUUGAUGGCGGGGGCUAUCUCAGCUGGUAACAAAGUGCUCCAAUCAGGAAAAGUUCUCAGCCAGCCGUUUCUCCAGGAAGAGAGUGAGGAGCCUGUUCAAUCAACAUUUCUUCAGGAAGGCUCAACGGGUUAUAACAUUGGGUUCCAUGAACCUAGUGUUUCCGGGGCUGCCCUGAAGAGAACCUAUAAGAGACGACGACAUGGCACAUUCACAAGAAAGGCAAAUGGGAAAGGAAUAGCGAAGAGCACUGUGAAACCCGGAAAGAAGGUGUGUGAAGGAGUUACAACAGAAACAAAAAGGAAGGCUAAUGAUGAUGUUGAGCCAUCUCAAAGCUCUGAAAGGUUUAAGAAACCAUUGGUGGUCCCAAAUGAGGGACCGUCCAAUAUUUAA